AUGCCUCCUAAAACUGUAAUUGUGGGUGUCAGUGGUGCUUCUUGCAGUGGAAAAUCGACUUUGACUCAAUUUCUUCAUGCUAUCUUUAAAGGAUCUUCCAUUCUCCAUGAAGACGACUUUUACAAGACCGAUGCAGAUAUUCCUGUAAAAGAUGGAGUUGCCGAUUGGGAUUGCAAAGAGUCCUUGAACUUGGAUUUAUUUUUGGAAACAUUGAAAUAUAUCCGUAAACAUGGUGAUUUGCCUACCCAUCUUCACAACCGCGAUAACUUAAACGUUGCAAAAGAAGCACUCACGCAAUAUAACGAAAUCCUUGAAGAAUACCCAGAAAGCCCCAUCUCUUCUUCACGCUACAAAUUUAUUUUUGUGGAUGGCUUUAUGCUCUAUGUAAACGAGGAUCUCAUUCAAUCAUUUGAUCUUUGUCUUAUGCUGGCAUGCGACUUCGAUACGUUAAAAGCCCGUAGAGAAUCUCGUAAAGGUUAUGUGACCCAAGAAGGGUUUUGGCAGGAUCCACCUAACUAUUUUGAAAAUUACGUCUGGCCAGGUUAUGUCAACGGCCAUUCUCAUCUUUUUCAAAACAAAGACGUUUAUGGGAAAUUGGUUGAUUCUCACAUACAGCUUAGUCCUGCAAGCAACAUGAGUGUUCAGCAAAACGUGAAAUGGGCUAUAGACACCAUACAGAACGCUUUAUCUUAA
This is a messenger RNA of Schizosaccharomyces osmophilus, 693 nucleotides long. It is a transcript of the gene nrk1, whose product is annotated as nicotinamide riboside kinase Nrk1. Lineage: Eukaryota; Fungi; Ascomycota; Schizosaccharomycetes; Schizosaccharomycetales; Schizosaccharomycetaceae. The transcript has 5 exons. Bases 1 to 693 code for a protein of 230 amino acids. Gene Ontology annotation, cellular component: cytoplasm. The record is from RefSeq and is a predicted model, not a curated record.